Suillus discolor is the source of this 3807-nucleotide messenger RNA. RefSeq lists its product as uncharacterized. The record is from RefSeq and is a predicted model, not a curated record. The transcript has 13 exons. Lineage: Eukaryota; Fungi; Basidiomycota; Agaricomycetes; Boletales; Suillaceae. The coding region runs from base 1 to 3807 and encodes 1268 amino acids.
AUGUAUUCUAUCACACAAUUUCACGCACACACUCACUCCGAUUUCCCAGCAAGUUACGAAACCUCGGCUCCUAUCAGAAACGAGGCGCAUAUAGCCACGUUGUAUCAAGCGACGGACUUCGUCGGAUCAGAUCCCAACACAGAUUCACCGGCUUCUGGACACUCUAAUAGCCCAGACAUAGACUUCAACGUACAAUUAUCAGAUGAUACCACACAUACAGCAUACCCAGAAGACUUCCCCAACUUAUCACCUCCUUCUCGAGGUCCCAGCUCGUACUGGGGCCGAUCAGAUUCAGACUCACAAUGUUCAUCUUCGGUCCCUGAUUUGGAGAUUGAUAUCGAGGAACAACUAUUACUAAACACGCCAGACUCGCUUUACAACAUAUACAUGGCUAAGGUGCUAGCGGUAACCAUUGGUCUUGCACAUGUGCAGGACGUUGCAAGGACUUACGCAGAACAAAUCAAGCAGUUGAAGCUGCAGCUGAAUGAUUCGCGCAAGUAUAUGAGUGCACUCAUGCAGCUCGACGACUACAAUCGACUCCUCAUGGCUAUCAUCAACGUUGCUUUAUGCAACGGUGCCAGCAUCCGCCAGAUAGUCAAUAAAUUAGAUGAUGCCCUUGAGGGUGCUUACCAUCCUCGGGGAUAUGAUGCGACUGACCUGGAUAUUGCCACCCUUGUCUACAGGCUUGGUGGUCGUCAACUUCUCUUCACACUAAACCAGAAACUUGCUAUCCCUUCCCUUCGCACACUCCGCACUCGAGCUGUCUUCACCGUUAUCACUCCCACAAUUGGGACCAUUCAUAACGAGCAUUUCGACAACAACAUUCAUGCCGUCAUUCGAAGUAGCCGCACGGAAUCUGUCUUGUGUGGUGUCAGUCUUAUGAUUGACGAGAUUGCACUUGAGGAGAUGGCCGUCCAUUUCAGCAAGUACAACAAGGUCGGCGGUCUAUGUUGGAAACACUCACACCUAGUCGAUCCUGUUCUCCGCACUUACGAAUCUGCAGUCAACAUUGCACAGAAGAUCCAUGACAGUCAUGUCCAUCUGGGCAAGGAACUAGCUGUUAUGGGGGCCUCGUGUUUUGGCCGGGACGAGAUAUUCCCCAUCUUAGCUGCUCCCACUUGCAAGAGCGAGAACCCCAAUGACAUGGAGCAGAUCCUCACUAAAGCAAUUGAUCGAUGGAAUGCCACUGGGGUGGCGGCGCAGGUCGGACCAGUCUGGUCAGUUGCCACUGACGGCAAUGCUACUUGCCGCGCUGCUGGCCAUAGGCUGUUCGUCAAGAGUCUGCUCUCUGAGAGCUCGGAUUUGUAUGGUACACUCAUCAACAUGCCGGGAUUGAAUCUGUUCACAGGCGAUAAUGAGGCAUAUGCACUCUCCUUUGAUCUCCCGCGGGUGUCAUACUCAAUAACGGUCGCAUCAUUAACUCGAUCUGUCACCAAACUUCUCUACCCAGACGAUCCUCAAGAUGUCCCUCGUGCAGUCGAGCUCAUGUUUGCCAUUAUCAAGUUCUCCAAAUCUCAGCAUGCCAUUGUCAAUGACUCGUUUUCGACCGAUAUCGACACUCGCGCAGAUCUCCAAUCAAUUGCUCUUCUUAGUGCUCUUCUAGAGUCCAUCCUCCUGCCUUUUACCAAUCUUUCUCUCUCCCUGUCCGAACAAUUCAUGCUGCUCAGUCGGUACUCUCAUCUUGCUUUUGCCUUCUUCCACACACAUCGACGGUCAUUCAUGUCCUAUCAAUUGUAUUACGACCUACAGACGAUGGUAAAGAAUUCUGCAUUCUGCCUCGCUAAGCAACAAGCACUGGACCCACAUGCUCCUUUUUUCCUUGGGGAUGUUGGGGAUGAUCCCCUCGAGAUUCUUUUCAGCCGCACAUGCAUGAUUGGGGGCCAUAACUCUGCAUCUUCAUAUGCUCAGGCUCUCGAUCGUUUAGGAGCUGCGAAGGAUAUCGACGCUGUCUUCAGGCGUCACCCAGAACUUGAUCCAGGCCACUGGCGCCUCAAACUAACGCGCCAGGAAGGUGUUGAUCAUAUCAAUCGUGAGGUCUGGAAGGAUGAUAUUAUCUCUGGUCGGUGUGAUCUGCCGUUGGCAUGGCGCAAUAGUCAUGACGCAGCCCUUUCCAUCCUCACCAUGUCCCAGCUCCAGCCAACUCAUUAUUCGUUCAGGGAGCUUUUCAGUGUACCUGGUGUCGAUAUGCUUCGUCCAUUUGGACAGAACAGGUACCUUGGAAUGACCAUAGACAAUGACCUUGAGGAUACCAGUGAAGUUCCUAAUAUUCCUCCUCCCGUUGUGAUCGCCCCUCCCUCUCAGUGUCUAGAGACAGUUUUAGUAGACGAGGAUCACGACCACACUGACCACGCAGUUGCUGGCCUUGGGGUCUUGGCUGGAGGUGAUGACGAUGAAGAAAUGAUGCUCACUUUCCAAGAGUCGUUGAUCGACAAAUCCUUCACUGAUGUCCCUGCUCCCUCCUCAUCUUCUCAGCACAUCUCUCAUGACCCUUCGACCCCUGCUUUGCCACAAGGGCCUGGAAUACACCCAGAAGAUUACCUCCUAUACAAAGGACAGUGGAUCCACAAGCAGACGAUAUGUUGUCUCGUGAUCAACAAGGAUUUUAUUUCCAAGUCCCUUAAUCGACUUGAGCGCGUCCGUGGAGGUUAUACUAAAGUUAACAAACAUGUCAACGUAUCUGCGGGUUGUAUCACUGAUCACAAUCUCUUUCUCGUCAGGGACAUUUUUCUCACUGUCCUUCAUUCUGGUCACACUCUUUCGAUUGGCGUGCUUCGUUCUACCACUGCCAGCCUCAAUAAUAUUUCCCGCGUGUCAAUCAACGUGACAAUGAUGAAGGCAUUGCGAACUACGGCUAAGAUAACCAGUCAACUACUCAGUCUUGUGGCAACUGACCCUUCUUCUGACGGCUCUCAAUUAUUUUUAUGGGACGGCGGAUACAUCAAAGCACAUUCCAUCAUUCAAGGAACAUCGGAGUAUACAAAACAUGUCGUUAUGGUCACUGUUCCUGGUUCCCUCAUCGAACCAGUCAACCCCGAGGCUAUUUUCAUUCGCUUGAGGGAUGACGUCAAUACUGACAAGUUCACUCAAGUGAACGGUGGCCAAACUUGCGAACUCCUCUGGGCCAAAGCCAACAAAUUGAAGGUCAACCUGAUGUCUAUUGUGGCCGUCAUUUCAUCAGAUCCAAAUAUAUUCCCUUACCGACUAGCAGACGGCACUCCAGCAGUCAUUUCUGUUGAGGCCAGCAGCCAACUCACAGCAUCUGAAGGUGAGUUGAUCUUACAUGCCCAUGUGGCUUCUGCGGUCGUUCUGGAGUGCCUGAGUGCACCAUCAGAAUUGCGGUACCAAGCAGUGGGGCGCCCACCUGGGAAACAAGAUCCCGGAAAGAGCACCCGAAAGGUUCCCAUGCUCCCUGUUGAAGCUGUAUGGCGCUACAACAUGACGGCGCAUAUCCUGGGCCAGCACGAGGAAUUCGCCGUACCUGGACAUAGAGAGGCGGGGGUCCCAUUGCCAGGCGCUUCGCGCAUCCCGAAGGAUUGCUGGCAGCCCUCGUAUGGAGAUUUGUCUGAGCAGGACAAGGAGAACAUACCUGUAGCAUCAGGAUCUCGUCCUAAAUGUCCUACCCUUGAGUCCGCUGGGUCUCUCCCCCGGGCCUCCAAACGAGCGCGUACAUCCCUCCAGCUUAUGACUGUAAUGCUGUCACGGUGGGGGGGGGACCCAUCUGAAGUUACGUCAGGUAAAGAAGCUUGGCUGCUUGUGAAAUCCCUGUGCCCAUAUGAUGAGCCGGCAUCUGAAUCAAGUCAAGUCUGA